Cylicostephanus goldi is the source of this 879-nucleotide messenger RNA. NCBI's taxonomy places the organism in Eukaryota, Metazoa, Nematoda, Chromadorea, Rhabditida, Strongylidae. The record is from the annotation of a GenBank genome assembly.
CUGAUCGGAUAUUUUCAGGUCGGCCAAGAACAAAAGCACACUUAUUUGCCUCCUGAGGUAUGCCAUGUUGUACCAGGACAGCGUUGCAUCAAAAAACUAACGGACACACAGACAUCGACCAUGAUUAAGGCAACGGCACGGUCUGCGCCAGAACGUGAACGUGAAAUUGCCAGUUUGGUCAGAAAGGCCGAAUUUUCGGCAGAUCCAUUUGCUCAUGAAUUUGGCAUCGCUAUCAACUCGGCUAUGACUGAAGUGAAAGGGCGGGUUCUAUCAGCUCCAAAGCUGCAGUAUGGUGGCAGGAACAAAGCAACAGCAUUGCCAAAUCAAGGUGUCUGGGAUAUGCGUGGAAAACAGUUUCAUACUGGUAUUGAUGUGAAGGUCUGGGCUAUAGCAUGUUUUGCACAGCAGCAACAUGUGAAAGAGAAUGAUCUGCGUAAUUUUACUGCUCAAUUGCAACGUAUAUCGAAUGACGCCGGUAUGCCCAUUGUUGGCCAACCAUGUUUCUGCAAAUACGCGAUGGGAGUGGAUCAGGUGGAACCGAUGUUCAAAUACCUCAAACAAACAUUUUCCGGUAUACAGCUGGUUGUAGUAAUUCUACCUGGAAAGACGCCCGUUUAUGCCGAAGUGAAACGUGUCGGUGAUACUGUGCUAGGAAUUGCUACCCAAUGCGUGCAAGCGAAGAAUGUCAUCAAAACUACACCACAAACAUUGUCGAAUCUCUGUUUGAAAAUGAAUGUGAAACUGGGAGGUGUAAAUAGCAUCUUGCUGCCGGCAGUACGUCCAAGGAUCUUCAAUGAACCAGGUAUGCUUUCUAUAUCAGAAGAGGAUGGUUCAUUUUAUACCAUGGUUUUGCAGUCAUCUUCUUUGGUUGCGAUAUAA